AUGAAGUUUUUUUUUUUUUUUUUAAACGUAUUAAUCUUUUUAUAUUGUGUUAUUGCUCAAUCAAGUAUAGUAUAUGAUGAAAAUCAGAAAAGUACUCAAUUUCAUUUUGCUUUAUGGACUGUGAUAGUUCUUGUUUCUAUAUUUGCUUUAGGAACUUAUGCAACUUUUCGGAUUUCAUAUACAAAAGAUUCUUUGUUAUAUUCAAAAAUUAACACAUCAAAUCAUGGAAAGUGA
Molecule: messenger RNA, 234 nt
Organism: Plasmodium relictum
Lineage: Eukaryota; Apicomplexa; Aconoidasida; Haemosporida; Plasmodiidae
Product: conserved Plasmodium protein, unknown function
Exons: 4
Coding region: 1-234 (77 amino acids)
Source: RefSeq, a predicted model, not a curated record